AUGGCGAUGAUAAUCGAAAAAGAGAGUGUACGCAUGUCAAAUCCUACUGUUGAUACUUGUACGCGGUUUCCACUUCAGUCAUUACCCUAUCUUUUCAUUGUAUCUCGAGUCUGGAAACACUGCCACGCACUCAAACCCCAAGACAACAGACCAAACUUGACAGCUUUGGUACCUGGGAGAAUUGCUAUGACAUCAUCCGUUUGCGUAUUUUUCACAGAUGCCCAGAUAAUCUACCGACAUUGUCAAGUCGUAAAAGUGCGAGGCUUCCAUCAAGCGAGUCGUCUACAAACCACAAUGGUAUCAUCUCAGAUGGUCACCGACUGCUUACGUCGAGACCAUCCAGUCUUGGACUCACAGAACUGCGGCGUUGGGAUCGUAUCGUAUAGGUUUUGCUACACGUACAAUGUCUCGCUGCCGAAUCCCCCGUCCCAGCAGUGCACCAUGAUCCGAUUCCACUGUCAGAAAUAA
This is a messenger RNA of Paraphaeosphaeria sporulosa, 468 nucleotides long. RefSeq lists its product as uncharacterized. Bases 1 to 468 code for a protein of 155 amino acids. NCBI's taxonomy places the organism in Eukaryota, Fungi, Ascomycota, Dothideomycetes, Pleosporales, Didymosphaeriaceae. The record is from RefSeq and is a predicted model, not a curated record. The transcript is spliced from 4 exons.